Phytophthora nicotianae INRA-310 is the source of this 2140-nucleotide messenger RNA. RefSeq lists its product as hypothetical. Gene Ontology annotation, cellular component: lysosome. Gene Ontology annotation, molecular function: cysteine-type endopeptidase activity. Bases 1 to 1998 code for a protein of 665 amino acids. NCBI's taxonomy places the organism in Eukaryota, Oomycota, Peronosporomycetes, Peronosporales, Peronosporaceae. The record is from RefSeq and is a predicted model, not a curated record. The transcript has a single exon.
AUGCAGCCCCGAGUGUCGACGGCUACGGUCGCGUUAGCGGUGGCUUUCGUGGCUGCGAUUAUCUCGGAUAAUGUCAAAGCGCGACCGAUGCACGCUGAAAUCGUCCCCAAAUACCAUCGAUACUUGGCGGACAAGGAGACAAUCAAAGCUGAAUUGAAUGAGUGGCUAAAGACAUACAGCGAUAGUGGACCGAAGCAUGGUUAUAUUCCCGUGACAGAGUCGCGAAGCUCGGACGAUGAUUUAGAAGACAAACUACAGCGGUUCUAUCUGACCAAGGAACAAAUCGAAGAAGCGCGAGAGCUGAAUCCGAUGGCCGAGUUCAGUACCGACGGGCCAUUCACACUAAUGACGAUGGAUGAGUUCAAGCAGUUCCUUUCGAACUCCCACCUUAACGAAACCGGCAAGACUGAGCCCCCUGCAGUCGAAAAGCCCAAAACGUUGUCUGAAAAGGAGAAAAAGACGCGACCAAGCGAGGAGGUCAAGAACAAGGAAGAUAAUGACACCAAACAGUCAAAAAGCGACGACAAAAAUGACGAUGAGGAAAAGAAGACUUGGGCUCCAGCAACUGAGGGUCCGGUGGUCGUUCCGAUGGUGCGUCGUCUUCGCAACGCCGGCAAGAGCCAAUACGCGUUCAACGGAGGAGAUUACAGCAACACUGGCGAAGGUUUCCAGAGUACUUCCGACACGUACGUUAAGAGUUCACAGGAAACCUAUGAAAGUCAGUCUGCCCCGCAACCUAACACCAACAACGGAGGCAAUACGAACCAAGGAUGGAACUUCGGAGAUGUCUCCACAGGGGACAGUGCUCAGAUUGCUAUUGUUUCUGGUGGAACCGGUAGUGGCAACAACGGGAACUGGUGGGGAACCAACGGGUGGGGAACCACCUGGGGAGGCAACACCGGCAAUACGUGGUCUUGGAAUCAACAGUGGACUCAGCCGACGGGGUCGAACAACCAGUGGACACCACCGUCAAACAAUCAAUGGACUCCGGCGCCUAAUAACCAGUGGACUCCUCCACCAAACAAUCAGUGGACUCCACCGCCUAAUAAUCAGCCUCCCAGUGCGAACAAUCCUCCCGCUCCCGCCCCCGUGACGCCGCAGACGCCUCCGACACUGGCACCGGCACCUCCUCCGGCUCCUCCCGCUCCAGCACCUCCCGCUCCAGCACCUCCAGCUCCAGCACCGCCGGCUCCUGCUACUAAACGGCCAGCCACUAAGCGACCAGCUACGAAAGCCCCACCUACUAAAGCGCCAGCUACUAAAGCUCCAGCUCCGGCUCCGGCUCCGGCCCCCGUUACGAAACAAAAGGCGACGACGACCGCGUCUACGUCAGACACGGCAAGAGACUCGGAUUCGGAUUCAGUGGACUGGAGCAAGUCGGGUUGUGUUAAUCCUCCCGGUCUGCAAGGCCAAUGCGGUAGUUGCUGGGCGUUCGCUAGUUUGGGUGCAUUAGAAGCCGCGCAAUGUAUUGCCAACGGUGACAAGAAAGCCCCCUCAUACUCGGAACAGCAUCUUGUGAGUUGCGACACGAAAGACUUCGGAUGCAAUGGCGGUGCUCCCGUGUACGCGAUGCAGUAUCUCCGCGAUAAUGGGGUCUGCACGGAGAGCAGCUAUCCGUACACAUCGGUAGAGGGUGGAACCGCUGCAGCCUGCGUGAAGACGUGCACCCCAGUGAAGUCGGGUAUUACUGACAUUGCACAGUUGAAAUCUGGAGACGAAAGCGCACUCCUUGGCGCCCUGAAGAAGCAGCCCGUGGUCGUCUCAGUCAUCUCGAACAACCCGAUGUGGAAGCAGUACAAAAGCGGAGUCAUCACGUCCUGUAACACUGCGACGGUCGACCACGCCGUGCUCGCCGUGGGCUACGACGCCACCACCAUCAAGAUCAAAAACUCGUGGGGCACCGAGUGGGGUGAGGACGGCUACGUGCGCAUUAGCCGCAGUUCACAGGGCAUGGGCACCUGCGCCGUGCUCACCGACAUGUCGUACCCCAAAGUGUAACCCCGACGGUCUCAUAUCUGUUUACUGGAUGGCAUUCAGACGAAAAAACCCAUUAAAUUUUAAUGGUUUUUUUGUCUGCGGCCAAAUCAGCAUGCGUACCGACGAGUUUUAAGCACUAAGUUAAUAGGCCGUCAUCCUAGCC